Carassius auratus (goldfish) is the source of this 2087-nucleotide messenger RNA. Its product is annotated as nuclear inhibitor of protein phosphatase 1-like. NCBI's taxonomy places the organism in Eukaryota, Metazoa, Chordata, Actinopteri, Cypriniformes, Cyprinidae. The transcript is spliced from 7 exons. The coding region runs from base 96 to 1127 and encodes 343 amino acids. The record is from RefSeq and is a predicted model, not a curated record. Gene Ontology annotation, molecular function: protein binding.
CAUCUUUAUUAUUCAUGAGCCGGAAGACGUCGUUCAAUUUUGAGUAGAUUACCCAAGAUGCUUGGCGUGUAUGUAGCAGGCUAGAAUGUGUGACAAUGGAAACAAAUACUACAGCAACGAACCCAUCUUUCGACUGUCCAUCAUGGGCAGGGAAGCCUCCAGCAGGACUGCAUCUGGACGUGCUGAAAGGAGACAAACUCGUCGAGAAACUGAUCAUUGAUGAAAAGAAGUAUUAUCUGUUCGGGAGGAACCCGGACAUGUGUGACUUCACCAUCGACCAUCAGUCGUGUUCUCGCGUGCAUGCGGCGCUCGUCUACCACAGGCAUCUGAAAAGAGUGUUUCUCAUCGACCUCAACAGCACACAUGGUACAUUCCUGGGACACAUUCGCCUGGAGCCCCACAAGCCCCAGCAGGUUCCCAUCGACUCCACCAUGUCGUUUGGUGCAUCCACUCGUGUUUACACCAUCCGGGAGAAACCUCAGGGGCAGUCGGGCUCCGGCGUCGGGGACAGCAAAACCGGGGACGACGAGGAGCUGAAGGGUCUUCUGGGACUCCCACAGGAAGAGACUGAACUGGAGAACCUGACCGAGUUCAACACGGCUCAUAACAAGCGCAUCUCCACCCUCACCAUCGAGGAGGGCAACCUGGAUAUUCAGAGACCCAAGAGGAAAAGGAAGAACUCCAGAGUGAGCUUCGGUGAAGAGGACGAGAUCAUUAACCCAGAGGACAUCGACCCCUCUGUUGGACGUUUCAGAAACAUGGUCUCAACAGCUGUGGUUCCUAUUAAGAAGAAGAAACUGGGCGGAGGCAAUGCGCUGGGAAUCGAGGAAAUGGUGACGCGACACAUGCACACGUUCCCUAUGCAGGGAGGACUCUACAGAGACCUUCCCCCGGCCAGUCAUGAAGCUCCCAGUGGAGCCACAAUAAUGGGAGGGCUGCCGUUACCCCUGCCCAACCCGGCCCCGGACGUAGACCUGGUCCACGAGGUCCCGCCGCCUCCGCUCGUGCUCAACCCCACGCCGUUACCCGGCCCGUAUGCCUCCGACCCGCUCAGCGAACCCCGCAAGAAGAAGUACGCUAAAGAGGCCUGGCCUGGCAAGAAGCCCAUGCCUUCUCUGCUCAUUUAGCUGCUUCUUAAUAACACCGGCUGUGUCUGACUCGUCUAUACUCCUCAAUUAGGUUUUGACUGUACUACAAGAAUCUGAGUAAACUGUAAGUUUUAAAAGAAUUAUUUUGUAAGUUUUUCCUCCUAAAAUGAACAGGGAUUCACACUCAUGUCUCUGAAUUACUUUCUAAAUCCAGUGAAAUGCACCGUUUAGUUCGAGACUUUUGAUUUCUUUCGCUCUGUUCCUCACACACAAUGAUCUGGUCAUGGCUUUGUAAAUCAUCUGUAUUUGUUUUGUUAAAAGAGCCGCUUGGACAUAGUGCAUCAGGUCUUUUGUGUUUCAUAGGAAGUUUGCCAUGACACGAGGGCGAGAAAAUGCCAUUUCAGUGCAUUUUGAUUGAGCUAUUUCUUUAAAAUGCCAGCUUGAAAGUGUGGGAACCUACAGAAAUGCAAACAAAAGCACAUUACCUGGUCCAAACAGCAAAAUGUGUCAUGUUUAGCCUAAGACGGCAGACAUGGGGUUUAACUUUUAUAAUGUACUCCUUUUUUUAUUAUUUUUUUAAUGACUAUUAAUGUCAAAUGUUCAGAAGUUUUACACGGAUGGGCUAUUUAUGUACACGUUAUAGCUCUAGAGAGCAAUACGUUCUUUCAAACUCAAUCAGACGUGCAUGAGCAUCAGUAAUACAGAGGAUAGAUCCAGUAGAUGUUAGAGGUUUCAAAACUGAUGAAAUUCUGCAAUAUUGUAACAUUUUGACCUUUUGUGAAGAUCUUUUUUUUCCUCUGCUGCUCCACUUUAAUAUACGAACCGACUGCAGUGGCGUUUCAAAUGAACUGUAGUUGAUCGUGACAUGCUUCAUCAGGGCUCCGUGCAGAUGGCCUUCAAUGUUAAAGAAAAAAGUUUUCUACUCCUGUUCUGUUUGGUACAUUUGCUGUUUGUACAUAUCACUCACAAUAAAAUCCAGUGUAUUUUUAUAUAUUUAAA